AUGAGUGUGUUCAAGAACCAUAUUGAAUAUUUUGGUUAUAUUCAUGAAUGGACAACUGCCGACAUGAUGUACGCAUACUUUGUGGAAGCUUCAAGGGUGAUUAAGGAAGCGUGUAUGCUUAUCGUCGCCAUGGGCCGUGAAGCAGAGAACCCGACUCAACUGCUAUACGACUGGUGGAAAGAAGUACGGAAUGAUCAGAUAGAGCAUAACGUACGCUAUACUCUGAAACUAAUGUUUGAUGCUUAUCCUCAAGACUAUUGCCGAGGAGAGGCUGUCCUGUUCCCAAUCAGACUUCAGUAUUACGAGGUGUACAUGCAAGAGCUCCACGAGAAAAUCGAUGCUCUUCUCGGUUACCCUCCAGCAACCAUGACUGAAAUCUUAAAAUAUGGGGCAUCGACCAUCAACUUCUUCCAAAACGUGCAGUAUUGGGCGCACAUAUAUCCAACGCUUUUUCAAAGAGGAUUCAUUAAGUAUCUUGUAUGGUGUGUUGAACAGUACAAUAAACCCGAAAUUCAAGAAAGCCCCAAAAAGAACGAUUACCGAUUCCCAUGUUACGAAUCGUUCAGAGAGUGGUGGGAUGAGAACAAGGACACGUACUAUGAUUGCAUAGAUGCGGAAGGGGAUGUCAAUGUGGCAUACACUCGAAGUGUGGCGAAAUAUGGGACGCCAAACAAGAGUGUUCUCUUUGCGUAUAGAAAUAGCCAUUCGUCGAUAGAUUGGGAGCAUUUGGGACAAACCUACACACAACCGGUCUAUCUGGUGAAGGAUGAUAAUUACAAACAAGUGAGCGAAGCGCAAGCUUCGAAUGAUCAGACGAAACAACAGACGAAGUCACGGAAGAAACGGCAGAAGAAGCCCAAGUGCACCAACUGCAAAAAGAAACAUCGUGGACAAUGCAGAAAGCCGCCAUCAGAGCUGAAGGUGGACGGCCAGGCGCCAACGAUUACCCAAGAACAAUUGUGGGAGAUUUAUGAAAUGCUACACAAACUUAAGAUUAACAAGAUGGAGAAAGCUUAA
This is a messenger RNA of Diutina rugosa, 1017 nucleotides long. RefSeq lists its product as uncharacterized. The transcript has a single exon. The record is from RefSeq and is a predicted model, not a curated record. Bases 1 to 1017 code for a protein of 338 amino acids. NCBI's taxonomy places the organism in Eukaryota, Fungi, Ascomycota, Pichiomycetes, Serinales, Debaryomycetaceae.